GUUUUGUCCCUCAGUGGACACCAUCCAAGCUAUAUUAAAGAGCUCCACAUCAGUGUUGUGUGCUGCUCGAAGCUAAAAUAUGUCACUUUAUAUGCCUCUGAUUAUGUUCUGAACAUGUGAAAUGUCUGUUUUGCGCAGAGCUGAAACAUGGGAAAUAUCCGAAUCUGAAGACAGCGACGCUGACACAACAAACAAAGAAAGUUAUGGUGGAAGAAGCGGUCACAUAGUGACAGUCAGCUGCACAGACUUUAAACAGGACCCAACUCCAGACCCCAAGAGUCAAAUCCUCCAACCAACAAGCAAGUCAGCUCAAACUUCCUUGUCUCCGCCGCGACUCAAUGCACGUGAAUGCACACCAAGCCCUGCAAGGAAACGCCGAAGUAAAGAGGAGAUAGAGGCGGAGAAAGAGAGAACCAGGGAGCGGAGGGAGGAGAGGGAGAGACAAAGGGCAGUCAAGGCCCGAGAGAAGGAUCAGAAGAGACAGGAGCAGCAGAGGAGGAGAGAGGCGGCGGAGAACCUGAAGAGUCUGCGGCCGGAGAACUGCCUCAAAUGUCUGACAGUCUGCAUAGAUCCAGGUACAGACCGUGCUACCUUCAGGUGCUGUGGGAAAGAUGCUGUUCGUCAGGUGGAAAGAAGCUUGCUUAAAGUUAGGGAAUGAUUACAGCUAUUGAUUAAUAGUAAAAAUGUAAUCAUAAAUACAUUUUCACCACACAUUUCUUCAAAGUAUUUCAAUACAUAUGUUAACCAUCGUUGACUUUCUUUCUCCAGCUCUCCUGCAGCAGGAUGGCUCAGACAUCCUACUGGACACUCUGGUAUCCUUUGAGUGGAGGUUCAGCAUUGAGACCCAGCAGCAGCUCCCACACAGCAUCACCUGGAUGAGGGAAUUACCUCAGGUAUACCUCUUUGCGAAAUAGAUCUUGUGCAUUUCACCCUGGAGCUUUUUGCUGCUAAUGAAUCACAUAUUCACAUUUGCGUGUUUGUCUUCAGCAAGCAGAUGAUGGUAAGAACAUGGUGGAGGAGGAGCAGGUGGUUCUGGUGCUGAAACUGACUGAAUUUAUGGACAUGGUGAUUGCUAUUAAAACAGUAAGCAACAUGUAAAGUUUUUAUCUUGUGGCAUUCAUGCUGCAAUUUCCAGCUCUUGAUAUGUUCUUGCAAUGAUACUGCAGAUGCUGGACAGUGAUGAAGAGGAGACGGGGACGGGGUCUGUCUUUAGUCUUGUCUUAGAGUGUCUCAACCGUGAUUCAAAGAAGGUGGUCACUCUGUUAGUGAUAGACUCUCAGACACAAUACAGGUGAGUAUAUGAUCUAUUGAUCCCUCAUAAAGCAGUUACAUUUGUAUGAACAAACUUUAUUGACCUCGAGUGUUCAAACACCUAUUCUUUUUGAUUCACUUACUUACAGGGUUGAUGCUUGUGGCAUGUAUUCACUAAAUCAGACUCUACACUCCAGCCUGGGUGUUGACUGUAUAUACAUGGAGGAGGUGAGUAUACUCAUGUUCUCUCUCCAGAUUAAUAAUCAGUUUUAGCUGUUUGUCAAAAGUUGAAAGUGAACCUUUAGAUAAAUUUUCUUAGAUAUGGUCCAAAACUCACUUGUUGCGAUUCUAAAGCUGGUCUAAAAGGGAUCAGGUCCAGAGGAAACAAUGUUUUGUGUUUCUCCAGGUUCUGGUAUAUCUGCAGCUCUGUAAGAAUAUCUCGGUGGUGUUCCUGGAUGGCUGGCAGGAGGUCACUGAUCAUGUGUGUGCUGUCACAAAGGCCUUAUCCAAACGCCCCUUCAAGUACGCAACCACUUAAAGGGAUUUUCCGGUGUAAAAUUAAGUUAGGGUCAAACACACCUUAACACCGAGUUAGACACCCCAUCGAGGGAUGAAUGUUGCCGACCGCUUGCUUCUCUAGUUAUACAGACUUUAGUAAUGACUGCACAUAGCAAUACAGAAAGCUAUGCGUUCAACCAAAACGCCACUCUAUAGCCACAAAUAAUGCUCAGAACAGCACCUAACUUCAUCAACAGUUUAUAUAGGGACCCAGCCAUAGUACUAGCCACCAAACAUCUUUUUAACUUUGCCUGAUUUGUUUAGCAAAGAGACUAAACACAACUCACCCACUCUCUUCCAGCAGCCGCUUGUUUGUAGCAAGACCUUGGGCCAGUCCAUUACGGACAACAGCGGGGUGAUGCAGCUCAAGGAAGAACAUUUAUGAUCAUUUCCUCAUGGAAAUGCAAUCAGACCGAGACGCUAAGGCUGAAAGAACUACCGCGUCUGCAGUGCAAAAUGAUUAAUAUUAUGAUUAUUACUUCAAGGAAAUGAUUAAGAAAUUAUCAUAAAUUUUCUUCCUUGAGCUGCAUCACCCUGCUGCAGUCCGUAAUGGACUGGCCUGUGUUCUUGCUACAAACAAGCGGCUGCUGGAAGAGAGUGGGUGAGUUGUGUUUAGUCUCUUUGCUAAACAAAUCAGGCAAAGUUAAAAAGAUGUUUGGUGGCUAGUGCUAUGGCUGGGUCCCUAUAUAAACUGUUGAUGAAGUUAGGUGCUGUUCUGAGCAUUAUUUGUGGCUAUAGAGUGGCUUUUUGGUUGAACACGUAGCUCUCUGUAUUGCUAUGUGCGGUCAUUACUAAAGUUGGUAUAACUAGAGAAGCAAGCGGUCGGCAACAUUUAUCUCUCAGCGGGGUGUCUAACUCGAUGUUACGGUGUGUUUAACCCUAACUUAAUUUUACGCUGGAAUAUCCCUUUAAGUCAAAGUCACAUAAAAGACAAAAGAAUCAUAUUUUUAUUCCCUUAAAAACAGACUUACCUUGCUCCUCUUAUAAAAUCCCCCUAAAUGUUUUCCCAGACUACUGACAGAGCAAGUAGAGCUGCCCUUCUGUGUGGACGGCUCCUGGGCAAGCGGGGUCCGGGUGGAGAGGGACGGCUCUGGGCUGGUGCAGGUCUGGAGCAAACAGAUCCAGCAGCUGAACAGAGUUAGCCCUGCUGUGGCCUCGACUGUGACUGCAGCCUACCCUUCACCUCAGCUGCUCCUGCAGGUGAGCAUGAGGACACAGAGGGAAAACAGGGGGUGAGGCCUGCAUUGUGCAAGUCAAGCAUUUUGGUAUUUUCUUCAGUAUUUUCUUCAGUAUUUUUUAAGUAACACACAGCAAAUGCCAAUUUAUAAACUUUCAAUGUCUGCAUUUUUAUUUUCUGAGGCAAAACCGGCAAAUAAAAAAAAAAUCUGUGUUUUUUUAGGCUUACCAGAGCUUGGCAUCAGAGGAAGAAAAAAAGAGUCUCCUGGCAGGUCUGUUGGUUAAAAAUGGAGGUAAAGAAAGACGAGUAGGGCCGGAGAUCUCAGCCAGAAUUUACCGCUGCUUCACAGCUAAGAACCCCCAGCUAGUCCUGGACUAAUGUGUCCACUUGAGAACAAGAUGGAUGGACUUCAGCAAGGAUUAAUCCCAGUUUGGCUGCCAGUAUGUUAAUGUUUACAAGCUAAAAAAAACCUUAGAUAUCAUGUUUACCUUCCAGUAGAGCAUUAUUUUACUCCUCUGGCUUUCAACAGAUGAACAGAGAUUGUAUUUUGUAAAGAAAGAUAUCAAGAGAUGUGUUUAAUUUUGCUACGUGAUAUACUGUAUAUAUGAAUUCAUGUAAUAUAUGUUGUCAAAUGUACACUUUGGUUUAUGUUUAAACUGAGUUAUAAAAUGAGCUGCAACAGAUAUUCCCAUUUUUCUUUUAUUUAACAGAAUUUCCUGAGUAAGAAAGUUCAUUACAAACUGUCAAUAGAAAAAACAUUCAUCUUGUUAGCAAGAAUACAACUGUUGGCAUUCAAGCCAAACACUGAUUACAAAACACGUUUACUGUACAAAAGUCUCGUCUUUGGUAUCAAAAAGCAGAUCAUCUCCUUUCUGGACUCCACACCUCAGAAUAAACACUUAGAGCUUUUCAGAGACAGAAACUGGCAGAUUUGAGAAGUAAAACCAAAGUGGAGCAGGACAAAUGGUUCUCAUUAACAUGCUUUUAGCUUUUGGAUAAAAUAAGAACUCUAAUCAUCUCUUAUAUACUCUCUUCUGCCCCCACUCAUGAUUUGAAUGUCAUAAAUAUGACAAAUAAACAGAUAAAUGCAGCAAUUUUUAUCCAAAAGCUGAUUGCUUCAAUUCCCUAUAUUCAAAAGGAGAGAUUUAUGGCCUUUACAGAAUACCUGGCGGUCAACACUUAAUAAAGGGUUUUUUCUGCUGA
Messenger RNA from Xyrichtys novacula (pearly razorfish), 4189 nucleotides. The record is from the annotation of a GenBank genome assembly. Lineage: Eukaryota; Metazoa; Chordata; Actinopteri; Labriformes; Labridae.